ACAGCCACGCGAGAUUUCCGUGAUGGCUAACGAGAACUAGCUUCCUGUGACAGCCACAGUGACACCGGUCGCGGUGAUCCACCUACAUCUGCAAACGUUUCUCCGGCGUUAUAAGUCACAAGGAGACGGUCUCAAACUGUCCACCCACAGAGGGGUCCUGUCUGCUGGCUCGAAGCGCCCUCACCGCCCCUCGGACUGUCCGCGGCUCUCGUCCUUUAAUCGGCCAGUUCUUGAGUGCUGACAUCCACCAGCGCCUCUGAGGAGUCUGAUCUUUGAUUUCUAUUGAUUAACAAUUAAUCCUCCUGUACUGUCCAGCCUCAUCCAGCCCCAGUGUGGAUCUUUAGCCCCUCCGGCAGGACAGUGGCAGAGGCAGAGCCAGAGCCAUCAGGGACCAGACCAGCAGGCAGCAGGGCUCCAUGAGCACGGCGGGGCAGCAGCAGGCGGGGGGCCUGCGUUCUCGUCGAGCCCCUGGCCGGGACAAGGACCCUGGACAGGGCAUGGGCAUGGAGGCGGCCUGCUGGCUGGCCCCCGGAGUGCUGCGCAGGCUGAUCGAGCUGCCCUCGCCCCCCCUGUCCAGACACCAGCUCAAGAGACUGGAGGAGCACAGGUACAGCAGCGCUGGACGCUCCCUGCUGGAGCCUCUCAUGCAGCGUUACUGGGAAUGGUUGGUGGGACGAGUUCCUGCCUGGAUUGCCCCAAACCUCAUCACCAUCAUCGGCCUGGCCACCAAUGUCUUCACCACCCUCGUGCUCGUCUACUACUGUCCGACUGCCACUGAACAGGCUCCUCUCUGGGCGUACCUGCUGUGUGCUGUGGGUCUGUUUAUCUACCAGUCAUUGGACGCCAUUGACGGGAAGCAGGCCAGACGCACCAAUAGCAGCUCUCCGCUAGGCGAGCUGUUUGACCACGGCUGUGACUCCCUCUCCACCGUGUUUGUGGUGUUGGGAACCAGUAUAGCAGUGCAGAUGGGAACCAAUCCGGACUGGAUGUUCUUCUGCUGCUUCGCCGGGAUGUUUAUGUUCUACUGUGCUCACUGGCAAACAUACGUGUCAGGAACGCUGCGCUUUGGCAUCAUUGAUGUGACUGAGGUGCAAAUCUUCAUAAUAGCCAUGUAUUUGCUGGCCGCCGUGGGAGGAUCUGCUUUUUGGCAGUCACUGAUUCCGAUCCUAAAUAUCCAGAUGAAAAUGGUUCCUGCCAUCUGCACUUUUUUAGGAGCCAUCUUCUCCUGCACCAAUUACUUCAGAGUUAUUUUUACAGGAGGCGUGGGCAAAAACGGAUCCACAAUAGCAGGAACCAGCGUCCUCUCUCCAGUCUUACAUAUUGGUUCAGUUAUAAUUCUGGCCAUGAUGAUAUACAAGAAAUCUGCAGUCCAGCUCUUCGAGAAACAUCCGUGUCUUUAUAUCCUGGCGUUUGGCUUCGUCUCGGCCAAAAUCACCAAUAAAUUAGUUGUAGCACAUAUGACAAAAAGCGAGAUGCACCUGCACGAUUUAGCCUUCCUGGGGCCAGGACUACUGUUCCUGGAUCAGUAUUUCAAUAGUUUUAUUGACGAGUACCUUGUGCUGUGGAUUGCAUUGAUCAUUUCCUUUUUUGACUUGGUGCGUUACUGUGUCAGUGUUUGCAACCAGAUUGCCUGCCACCUUCACAUUUUUGUUUUCAAAAUCAAGCCUUGUUCAGUGCUCAGUUCCGCUCCUCACUGAGGACACGCCGGCCAUUACUGACUCUGUCCCUUCCUGUUAGUCGCACUCAUCUUUUCUUCCCUCUGUUGUCCACGUAGAGAUGCAGGGGAUGACGUGGUGUAACGUAUGUGCUUCUGCCAACUGAAUGUGAGGACAAAUAAUAUAUAUUAAGAUACUGGAGUAUUACUGUCAUUGUUUCUUUUUCACCAGUGCAGAGUUGAAUUUGUACCAGUUUCAUCUUCUGCCCAGUAAUAAGAACCUCCUUCUGACAAACUCAUGGUCACACAGAGCAAAUAUUUCAGGAGAGUACAGGUGCUACUCGGUGUGUUCAAGGAGAGAAACUUACGUGUGUUUUAACUGUUCUUGUGCAAAGAAAAAUGUAUAGGAAACGAAUCAAAGUCUUUGCUUUUCAUGAUUAUAAUUUUUGUAAUAUUUGCAUAACGUUACCUUUUUGCUAUUGUAAAUAUCAAACUGUUACGGUGUACGUGCUUCUCUUUUAAGUUAAAACAAAACAAAAAAAAAAAAGAAUUAUCCCACUUUGACACACAUUUAUAAACCUUUCUUUCCUUCAUGUAUUUGGUUUUAAAAUCGUCUCCUGCACAUCGCACGACACGGUGCAGCUGCUUCACGACGGCAGAGAUGAGGUUUGGGAGGAAACUGAAUGUCGACUUUGUUACAUUUUUCUUUUAUACGUCAGAAUGUUCUGCAAAAUAAUCACUGCCAAUGUUUUUGUUUAGUUUGUCAACUGAACCACUCACUUAAAACUGCACAUGGGAUUAUUUUCGGGGGGGUGUUUGGAUGUUUCAGUGUAUUUAUUGUCGUAUGUUUAAUGUUAUUUGCUAAUAUAUUCAUUAUAAAGUUUAGAGUUUGGUUAAUGCCUCGUGGAGUUACACUUUAGAUGCACGUUAUUGUUUUUUUAUUGUAAAUAGAGAAGGACACCGAGGACACGGCAGCAGAAAUCACGCACAGAGAAUGUCUAAACUCAAAGGUCCACCUGUUUUUGUUUUGUUUGUUUGUUUUUUUUAGAGCGCUGCGGUUGAACGGUACAGACGCUUGUAAACAAGAACGAAACUCGACGCUCAGAUUUUCCCACAUUUUGCAAUUAACUGGAACAAAACUCAAGAAUUUUAAGAUUAAAGCAACGUAUUGUAAAGUAGAGCUGCAACGAUUAAUCAAUUUCUUUUUAGCUGUUAAACUCCAUUGCCGACUAUUUUGAUAACUAUUGGUUUGAAUAGAUUUUUAUUUAAAGAAAACUAGUAAAGAUUUUGCCUUCGUUGUGACCGUAAACUGAAUGUCUUCGCUUCGUGGACAAAAUAUUUGAGGACGUCGUCUUGAGUUUUGGGAAACACUCGCCGACUUUUCCCACCAUUUUCUGACAUUUUAUAGACUAAACUAAUGGAUUAAUCAACAGAUUAAUUUAACAAAUGAAUCACCAAUGAAAAUACUUGAAUGUAUCGACGUCUCACCUUUCUUUCUUUUCUCUCUUUUUUUUUUUUUUAAGUCAGUGCUCAGAUUCAGAUCGCUCCGCCAGCCGUCACUCUGCUUCCUGUCACUCCGUCUCUACUUGGUUUUAUUAUUCUAUAUUUUUCUUUUCGUCAACAAAACCCACAAAAGACCAAAACAGUGUCUUAGUUUGUCUCUCUGUACUCUGACUCAUUGGUUCCUGAUGUAGAUGUAAAUCUUUAAGAACACCUCACAUGAAUAUAGUUUGACACUUUAUAAUAAACAUUAUUCAGUUCAUAGUUAAUUAAACUUUGAUAUUAAAGUUAACAGUAAUUUGACUGUUAAUUAACAAUGAGUGAAUGUUUAUAAUGCUUGUAAAUGGUAAAUAAAUACUGUGUAGUUGAUCUCUGACAUCUCUAACAAAGUUAUAUCUGAUGCUGAUAAACCUGCACAGUCGCUUAAUAACUGAUUUAAAAAGCAUUUCAUUGUUUAACAGUGAAAUAACCUUUAACUAAAGAUUAAUUAACUAUGAAUUUGCUAUUUAUUAAUGAUGAAUGUUAUGAAGUGUUACUUGUAGUUUCAUUUCCUAAAUCAGAUGCUCACUGGAGCGUUUGUUUUUUCAGCGGUGGAUUAAUCCAAUUUUUUUCUGUUUAGGGGAAAAUUUCCUGCAGCAGGAUUGUAUGUUUGUGUUUUGAGGCUAAAUAAUGUGUGUGGCUCACUGAUUAGCAUUUUUUAAAAAUAGUUUCUGGACAACAGUUGAGCUCUGUGGCAGAGAGGAAACUGAUCCAUCAGGCAGUACCUGUUAGUGGGUCGGUCCAUUGUUGGUUUUGGUCUUUUCGUGGGAUUUGUCGACAGUUAACGAGACUUUUAACGACUCCCUGCGCACCAUCCCGCUUAUUUUCAUGAACGCCACACUCCUUUCCUCCUGUGUUGUCGUUGGCUGCAGCUACUUGGAGACUUUAUUCACAACAGAACCCGGUUGACAUCGUGUUUCCUCUUAAAUCACACCUGCUGAGGCAGAACAGGUGCACCUGGGCUGAAUGUGCAGGAGACGGUGUCGCAGGAUGACAUGGCAGUUUUUAAGGUGGUGACAGAUCAAACUUUUGUUCCUGACCGUUAAUAAAAACCUGUUUAUGUGAAGUGGCUGCUGCUCCCUCCUCCUCCUCCUCCUCCUCCUCCUCCUCCUCCUCCAUCCUCUACUGUUACAGCUCCUCAUUCUGACUGAGUGGGUGUUUAAUGUUGCUGCUUCUCAACAGAACCUGUACUGGACGGCCUGUAUUAAUGUGGACAACAUGUUUAACAACAGAGAUUAGUUUCUUGCUUUUGAGUAUUGUGCCUGUUUUUUUUUUAUUUAUACUUCUGACUGAUUUACUGUAAGCAGCCGCCACAGUUUGUUCUUAAAUCUAAAAGAUGCGAAGUGUCGACUGUGGUGAGAGUCGCUGAUGUACAACAGCGUCAGAGCAGCAUCGCUGUCUUAACUGGAUGAGUUCAGGUUCUGGACGGAUUUAUCAUAAAACUGCUUUUUACCUCAACGCUGCUGAGGGGAAAAAAAAAAAAAA
Messenger RNA from Acanthopagrus latus (yellowfin seabream), 4678 nucleotides. RefSeq names its product choline/ethanolamine phosphotransferase 1b (gene cept1b). The record is from RefSeq and is a predicted model, not a curated record. The coding region runs from base 417 to 1697 and encodes 426 amino acids. Gene Ontology annotation, molecular function: diacylglycerol cholinephosphotransferase activity; ethanolaminephosphotransferase activity. Gene Ontology annotation, biological process: phosphatidylethanolamine biosynthetic process. Gene Ontology annotation, cellular component: Golgi apparatus; endoplasmic reticulum membrane. The transcript has 11 exons. NCBI's taxonomy places the organism in Eukaryota, Metazoa, Chordata, Actinopteri, Spariformes, Sparidae.